AGCAUCGGGGAACCGGGAAACCGGGAAGACUGGGAGCCACAGCAUCGUGGAAACGGGAAUCCAGAGAACCGGGAGCACCGGGGAAACGGGGAGCCGCGGCACCGGGGAAACGUGAAACCGGGAGCAUCAAGGAAUCGGGAGCAAUGGGGAGGCGCAGCACCGGGUAACCGGGAGCACUGGGAGCCGCAGUACCGGGGAAACGGGAAACCGGGGAACUGGGGAGCCGUGGGCAUCGGGAAACCGUGAGUACUGGGAAGCCGCAGCACUGGGGAAACGGGAAAAUGGGCAACCGGGGAGCGGGAAAACCGUGGGAACCAGAGAACCGGGAGGACAAGGGAGAUGCAGCAACCGAGAAACGGGAACUCAGGGAACGGGAAAAUCAUGGGCAUCGGGGAAUCGAGACUGCGGAGGAACUGGGAAGCCACAGGAUCGGGGAAACGGGAAACAGGGCACCCGGCAGUCGUGGGAACCAGGGAACCGGGGAGUGGUGGGCACAGAAAAACCGAGGGCACCGGGAAAGGGUUAACCGUGGCACUGGAGAGCUGCAACACUAGGAACAUGGGGAAACAGGUGUCGACUUCAAGAUGAAGACCAUCGAAGUGGAUGGGAUCAAGGUGCGAAUACAGAUCUGGGACACAGCUGGCCAGGAGCGGUACCAGACCAUCACCAAGCAGUACUACCGGAGGGCACAGGGCAUUUUCCUGGUGUACGACAUCAGCAGCGAGCGCUCCUACCAGCACAUCGUGAAGUGGGCCAGCGACGUGGAUGAGUACGCACCUGAUGGCGUCCAGAAAAUCCUCAUCGGGAACAAGGCGGACGAGGAGCACAAGAGGCAAGUGCCCAAAGAGCAAGGGCUGCAGCUGGCCAGGGAAUACGGGAUGGAUUUCUACGAGACCAGCGCCUGCAGCAACCUCAACAUCAAGGAGUCCUUCACGCGGCUGACAGAGCUGGUGCUGCAGGCGCACCGCAAGGAGCUGGACGAGCUGCGGGGGCCACCCCGCCCCCCCACCCUGGCCCGGCUGGAGGAGGAUGAGCAGCAGCCCCUGGGGAGCGAGGACACCCCCAAAACCUGCUGGUGUUGAAGGCUGGGACCCCCCUGACCCCUCCUCCCCAGGGUGUGUCGGGGGGCAUGGUAGGGGCAGGACUGGGGCAGCCCCCAUGGAGUGGGGGUCAACACGGGACAUCCCCAGGGACAGGGGGGAUGGGAGGGUGGCAAGGGGGGGCCCCUCAUCCUGGCACCUGUGCCCCCCUAGGUUUGCAAAUAGGGUGGGGGCUGUCCAGGCACUGUGUGCCCAGCCUGUGCCACCCCAUGUCUGUGGGACCCCUGGUUUUACACAAUGGUUUGCAGAAUAAAGGUGAUGCUGGAGGGGCUGGUGGUCCGUGUGCUCCAGGGGGGCUGUGGGUGUGAUGCCAUGGCAGCAGGCACAGCCUGGGCAUGGACACCCGAGCGGUGAUCAAUAAUUGAGGGUGAUCUGGGGCUGCCAGCAUGGUGUCCCCUUUCCAGGCUGGGCACACACAUGGGGUAUGGUGCCCGUGGGGUGCCAUGGCCACCACCAUGGCCUGCCAGGCUACCAGGUCAGCCCCAACUGUGGGAACAGGGCU
Molecule: messenger RNA, 1602 nt
Organism: Oenanthe melanoleuca
Lineage: Eukaryota; Metazoa; Chordata; Aves; Passeriformes; Muscicapidae
Gene: RAB15
Product: RAB15, member RAS oncogene family
Exons: 7
Coding region: 585-1082 (165 amino acids)
Biological process (GO): Rab protein signal transduction
Molecular function (GO): GTPase activity; GTP binding
Source: RefSeq, a predicted model, not a curated record